Hydatigera taeniaeformis is the source of this 1764-nucleotide messenger RNA. Lineage: Eukaryota; Metazoa; Platyhelminthes; Cestoda; Cyclophyllidea; Taeniidae. The record is from the annotation of a GenBank genome assembly.
AUGGCUAAGCCCAAGUUUCAAAACUCAAGACGACACAAAAAUGCGAAAGAAUUGAGGCCUGGAACGAUGAAGUCAAAACUUGGUUCUGUAAGUUAUGUUUCUUGGGUCUUCACACAUUUACAGAGGGAACGACUUCUGACUAGAGAGUUGAGAGAGUUGGGUAAAGUGGGGGGGAUUUUUGACAAGCGUGUUGGUGCAAAGGACCCGUCAAUCUCGCCAUCCGAUGCUGCCUUGCGUCGACACAUUAUCGAAAAAUUGCGUCAAAUGGAGACGCUAGGUAUGGUAUCAAUGGACGAUGAUUCUUUCAGCAAAGCAGCGAUGGGUGCUGUGAAGACAAACAAACAUGCUUCAUUUGAUGACGAUCUGGGAGGUCUUUCUGCUGAUGUUGUGGAGAACGAGUUUUUUGCUGGUGGUCUCCUUACUGCCGUAAAACCUGGCGAGAACGGUCGUUUGAACAAACAUGAUAGCCUUUUGGAAAGGAUCGCAAAGACCAAGGAAGAGCGACUGAAGCGUGUGGAGGAGAAUGAGGCCAACCGUCAGAAGCUUAAAGAUGCUGACUCUGAGUGGGCUGACAAGGUCCGCUUUAUGCUAGCCAAAUUCGCCAAACUCAAGCCAAAGAAUGCCAAGGCUGCAGACAAAAUGGACAAAGGUCGCUCCGAAGUUUGGCGAUUACUAAAAGGAUUUUCGUCAGGCAAAACAGUCGCUCCUAUUGGUGCCAAAGUCGAAACUGAGGCAUUGAGGAACAAUCGGUUGCUUGUGAACUUAGAAUCCAUCGUUGCAAGAAGAGCUGGAGAAAAAAAUUCAUUCCUAGUCACCUCAGAACAGGCGAGAACAGAAAACUCACACCUUCGUCUCCUUUGUCGUAUCAACUCUUGCGAGCCCAUCCUAGUAUCCUGGAUUGCCGCUGAGCUGCGGGGCCUUGUAGUAACGCAACUUUCAGACGUUGUACGUGGUCUACUGCUUACUCAGAUCCUUCUGACAGAUGUCAUCUCAAAGAAGCUAAGAGGGGAAGAUAAUCAGAACAUAAAACUUCAUAAACGCAAUCGCAUGAAUGGGAUUUUCGUUCCUGAAGCUGUGCUUUUCCUCCUGCGUCUCAUCGAUGAAGCAAGCAAGAACAAUGGGAUUCUCCUCAUUUCUGAGGAUGCGUCCUCCGUUGAAGAUUCAGUCUUUAGUAGUCUCGAUUAUCGCGUGGCGUUAGGCCAAAGGUCUAUUCACGAGGAGGAGAUGGCAGCAUACCGUCUGGCAUGCUUGGAUAGGUGUCUUUCCCUAACGAACUCUUUUUUUGAAGUCUACGCCGCUUAUCUUCCAGCACCUGCAGUUUGUCAGGUCUUUUCUGGCUUCUCGCUUGAUCGCCUAAAUACCGGUCACUUGCCUGUUAGCAUUGUGACGAAAGUUCAACAGCUGUGCGAGAGAGUAGCCAAGUUGAGGGCGCAGCCUAGGCCAGAGGGCAUUAGUACCGAAGACAAGAUUUCGCUAUUACUGGCCGACAAGAAUGCUACACCUCGAGCUCUCGAGAAGGCAGGGCUUGUGCCUCAGCUAGAGCCAGACUUUGAUCAAAAAAUGGAUGCUAGAAAACCGAAGAAGAAGCUCACGAAUGUGGUAUUGAGGCAGAAAUUGGCUAAGGCGAAGCGAGACACCGUUCGUGAGCUGAGGAGAGAUGCUCAAUUUCUUGCCGACCACGACAGGAAGAAGACCAAGGCUGGUGACGAGUUGCGGAAGAGGAAGACACAAGCAAUUAUUGCUUCCAUGCGCAGCAUUGAAUGA